AUGGACGACGACCACGCGCCAACAGACGACGACGACGACGACGACGACGAACGACAACGGCCAUGCGUCGACGGACGACAACGGACGACAACGACGAACGACACGUCGACGAACGACGACGACGAGGGACGACGACAACACGUCAACGGACGACACCGACGACGACGACGGCCACGCGUCGACGGACGACGACACGUCGACGGACGGACGACGACGACGACGAACGACACGUCGACGAACGACGACGACGAUGGACGACGUUGGCGACACGUCAACGGACGACACGACACGUCAGCGGACGACGAGGACGACGACGGCCACGCGUCAAUGGAUGACGACGACGACACGUCAACAGACGACGACGGCCACACGUCGACGGACGCCAACGACGACGACGACGUCAACCGUUGA
This is a messenger RNA of Laccaria bicolor S238N-H82, 411 nucleotides long. RefSeq lists its product as uncharacterized. Bases 1 to 411 code for a protein of 136 amino acids. The record is from RefSeq and is a predicted model, not a curated record. The transcript has 2 exons. NCBI's taxonomy places the organism in Eukaryota, Fungi, Basidiomycota, Agaricomycetes, Agaricales, Hydnangiaceae.